AUGGUUUUGAUCAAAUGGAGGAUGAAAUCCAGCUCGAGCCACAGACCGGGGACGUUUCUAUGAGUGGAAUUAAGUUGUCCAAGAAUACCCAGAAUUUCAAGAAGAUUCGAAAAAGGAAGCUAGCUACUAAAGCAACUCCAAUUGUAGAACCACAAAUCUCUUCUCCGAUGGUUCAACGCUGGUCGGAUCUACUGUUGUUUCUGAUGAAUCAGAGUGUUUAUGUGAUAAUUUGAAUUACGGGAACUGCAACAAGUCUUACAAGAGAUCUCGAGUCGAACAUGUGGCAGCAUCUAAUAACCGAUUCAGUUGGUUCAAAGUAUCAAUGAUGCACCCAGGCCAUGCAAAGAAGAUGUUGAGUGAAACUGCUAAGCUUGGAAAUCGAGGAUGUGUUUCACGCGGCUCUUCCAUCGAGCAAUCCAAAAUUGUCGCUGUACUAUUACACAUUCAAGGGAAAGUCAAUCGAAGAUGAAGAGAAAUUGAAGACCGCUGUUGAGAACAACUUCGUGGAAGUAUUCAAUGCGGAGUCAUUGCUCGGAAGUGUUGACAAGUCUUUCUUUUUCUACGAAAUUGAUAUGAGAAGUGCGUCGAUUCUUUGCACAAUUGCCACUUUCUUAAAACAUUGGAAGACUAAGCCUCUUCUGCCACCACUGGAGCUGAUUCGCAGCCACGAGCAUUUUUCAAAUGCUCUAAACGAUAGUGAAACAUAUAAGAUUCUUGAAAAAUAUGUGUCUCGCAAUGGAAUGAAGAAGCUCAAGGCAUGGGACAGCGACACCCUCUGGUAA
This is a messenger RNA of Caenorhabditis elegans, 782 nucleotides long. The record is from the annotation of a RefSeq genome assembly. NCBI's taxonomy places the organism in Eukaryota, Metazoa, Nematoda, Chromadorea, Rhabditida, Rhabditidae.